AUGAGCAGGUGGAAUCGUAUACGAGGACCACGAGGGGAAAGUAGCCAGCCUGAGUUCACCUUUCAAGCUGUCUCGAUAGGUCUCCUCAUAGGUUGCCUGCUAUGCUUUACGAAUCUCUACUUUGGGCUGCAGACGGGGUGGAUUAGCAUGAUGUCGCUCCAGUCGGCGCUCAUCGGUUUCCUGCUCUCCAAGAUGCUCCCGACCCCGCUCUCGCCCCAGGAGAUAGUCGUCCUGCAGACGACCGCAGUCGCUACUGGCACGAUGCCUCUCGCCGCAGGCUUCGUCGGCAUUCUCCCCGCACUCGGCCUCCUCGACGAAGAGAAAGACGGCUCGCCGCCGAUCCACCUCUCCUGGCUCGCCGCGAUCGGGUGGUCCCUCUCCGUCGCGUUCUUCGGCGUCUUCCUCUCCCCUCCUAUUCGCAAGCAAGUGAUCAUCAAGGAGCAGCUCGCGUUCCCCUCGGGCACAGCGACCGGCCAACUCAUCGCGGUGCUGCACAAGAUGCCCCCACCCGGCACGAACACGAAGACGGCGCUCCGGCACCGGCACGGGUACAGCGCGCUUGAUUCUGAAGAGAGCACCGUCGCGGAGCGGGUGUCGCUCGAGUCGGAGCAAGACCAUGAUGAUGGUGAGACGGAGGGCGGCGUGGUGCACGACGAGCGCGAUGUCGUGCAGCAGCAGGGGUGGGCGGCGCUCGCGUGGAGCUUUUUGGCGUCUGCUGUUAUGACUUUGCUGGCGUACUUCUUCCCUGUUAUCUUCGCGAUACCCAUAUUCGGCACGUACUUGGCUCGUGAAUGGCUUUGGACGUUUACACCUUCUCUAUCAUACGUUGGACAAGGCAUGUUUUAUCCAGACUCUCGAGGACGUAUCAUCAUGGGCUUCCCGACGACAUUGAGUAUGAACCUCGGCAUGCUCGUCGGCUGGGGUAUCCUCUCCCCCAUCGCCAAGCACGCAGGCUGGGCGCCCGGGCCCGUCGGGGACAUGUCGACCGGCGCGCGCGGCUGGAUCCUCUGGGUCUCGCUCGCGAUCAUGUGCGCGGACAGCGCGGUCUCGCUCCUGCCCGUCGUGCACGAGUACGCGCUCAAGCUGCUGCCUUCGCACAACAAGGACGGCGCGGGGGAGAUGGAGGAUCUCGAGGUCGAGAGCGAGGACAGGCUCGUGCCGUUCCGGUGGGUGGGGUACGGGCUGGGGGGCAGUGUUGUGUUCGGGACGGUCCUUGUGUGGGCGGUGUUUGGGGACGAGGGGAUUAAGCCGUGGGCGACGCUGCUUGGGUUUGUGAUGGGUGGGCUGUUGAGUAUUCUUGGCGUUCGUGCAUUGGGAGAGACGGAUCUGAAUCCUGUUAGUGGUCUGGGCAAGAUCUCGCAGCUCAUAUUUGCGUGGUUGCAGCCAGGGAAUGUGGUUGCGAACAUUAUCGCGGGUGGUGUUGCUGAAGCGGGCGCACAACAGGCUGGCGAUCUCAUGCAAGAUCUCAAGACGGGCCACUUGGUCCAUGCCUCCCCUAGAGCCCAAUUUUACGGGCAGCUCAUAGGUUCUCUGCUGUCGAUCGUCGUCUCCAGCACCGCGUACAGCCUAUACAAGCGCGCGUACGAGAUACCCGGGCCCUCGUUCCCUGCACCGACGGCGUACGUGUGGCUGAGCCUCGCCCGCCUGCUGCGGAACGGCCAGCUCCCGGAGAACAGCGGCCUCUUCAUGGUCGCCUUCGGCGCCGUGUUCGCGCUCAUCUCGGGCCUCAAGACGUUCGCGGCGCGGCACGACCUCUGGUGGGCCAAGUACAUCCCGUCCGGCGUCGCGUUCGCCAUCGGGUUCCUCAACACCCCGUCCUUCUCGCUCGCGCGUCUCGUGGGCGGCGUCGUCGAGUUCCUGUAUAGGCGGCACGUCGCGACGACGGCCGGGGGCGAUAUCCGGCUGAUCGUGAUCGCGUCGGGCUUUGUGCUCGGCGAGGGUGUUGUUAGUGUUGUGUCGCUGGUGCUGAGGACGUGUGGGGUGGGCGCGGUGAGCUGUUGGGGGUGCGGGACGGGGUUGUGUGGUGGGUGUUCUGCGUGA
Molecule: messenger RNA, 2040 nt
Organism: Coniophora puteana RWD-64-598 SS2
Lineage: Eukaryota; Fungi; Basidiomycota; Agaricomycetes; Boletales; Coniophoraceae
Product: OPT oligopeptide transporter
Exons: 11
Coding region: 1-2040 (679 amino acids)
Cellular component (GO): fungal-type vacuole membrane
Molecular function (GO): 2 iron, 2 sulfur cluster binding; oligopeptide transmembrane transporter activity
Source: RefSeq, a predicted model, not a curated record